Cuscuta epithymum is the source of this 1349-nucleotide messenger RNA. The record is from the annotation of a GenBank genome assembly. Lineage: Eukaryota; Viridiplantae; Streptophyta; Magnoliopsida; Solanales; Convolvulaceae.
CUACCCACCGCUGCUUCUUCUAAAACAAACCUUCGUAUCUUCCGCUCCAUCAUUUCCAGUUUUGCGCAACUCUUCGGCUUCUUCAUUUCCACUCCUGCGCAACCCCAAAGCCUUCCUCUUCCGUCUGAACCAGUGCUCACACAAAAGGAGGAAGGUCGUUCAACUCCGGCGAGUGGCGGCGACGUCCAACUCCGGCGAUUGGCGAUGACACCUCGCCUCUGCCGGUCCUUUCUCCGCCAUCGUCGUCGACUUCAAUCGUUUGUUCUUCUCCUCCUCCUUUCUUCUGCCCGGUCUCCUCCCUCGAGGAAGCGGCGAUAUUGUCGUGCUGGUUCACCCCGUUGCAGGUGAGCAGAAGUUGGGGACUGAACUAGAUCGGGGCUGUUGGGGUCUAUUCUAGACUAGAUUCGAGCUGGUCGGGGAUAGAUCGGGGCAGUUUGGGUCCGGUUAGGGUUAGAUCUGGGCUUGUCGGGGCCAAAUUGGGGCUGCUGGGGUCUGGUCGCGGCCUAGAUCGGGGCUGGGAUGUGGGCUGUGGACAGGGGAGGGGUGUUGGGGGUUGAGGUGCUGAGGGCUGUGUACAAUGGUAGUGCCGGCAGCGCGGUGGUGUUGAUGGCGGGCAGAUUUGGGCGAGACCUAUGACCUAUGUCACUCACCAGUGUCACUUUUGUCAGUGUCACUUUUGUCAGUGUCACUAUAGCCGGCGGCAGUCUCUGGGCGACGGCGGCAUCACUGUGGCGGCGUCAUUGUGAUCGACGGCGACAGUGACACGGACGGUGGUCGCAGUGACACGGGCGGUGAUCGCAGUGACACGGGCGGUGAUCGCAGUGACACGGGCGGUGGUCGCAGUGACACAGGCGGUGGUCGCAGUGACACGGGCGGUGGUCGCAGUGACACGGCGGUGGCGAUAGUGACACAGGCGGUGGCUACAGUGAUACGGGCGGUGGCUACAGUGACACGGGCGGUGGCUACAGUGACAUGGGCGGUGGCUAUAGUGACACGGGCGGUGGCUACAGUGACAUGAGCGGCGGCUACAGUGACACGAGCGGCGGCUACAGUGACAUAAAAUUCUCUCUAAACCUCCAUAUCAGCUGCAAAAACCUCGAUAUCACCUGCGUAAAAUUCUCAAGGUUGCGUUCGAAGAGAGUAUGAAACUCGAAGCGGAAAGAAGCUAAUUCGGUGAAUCACUAUUCCAAAUUAUCGUUGGUUUCCUAUUUUGUUUGGAUGACACGUCAUUUAGUAAGUUAGGCUUUAUUCACAAAAUUGUGAGCCGUGUUACUCACUUUGAAGUCCAAAAUCUAAUUGGAUCAGUUUCUUGUGAUUUCUUUGGGCCGAGCUAAUAUUAAGGAAUUUUC